GCUAGAAGAAACAGGAAGUGUCAUUUGUUGUUCACAGGAACGAAGAUUGAACAUUGCACUGUAGUCGGAGUAUGAAAAAGGCAGUUGGCAGCGAGAUGAAGAAGCAAGAGCAGAGCCGGUGCACUCAGAAGACCAUCUCAUUGCUGAGCCCCCUGGGGACGAUCCAAGUCAGUGGAUGUGAGAAUGGUGUGCACACCAUCCAGAUCCUAAUGGAUGUCGCACCUGCUGAAAGGAGCAGCGAGGCCCCCCUGAGCUGCGUGGUCACCGAUAGCCCAGCAGAAACGAGCCCCGAGAUGCAGCGCUGCGUUGAAUGGCUCCAGGCGUACUUCACCCAGCCGCAGACCGCUGGGAGUCUCCCGCUCCCUGCCUUUCACCACCCCGCCCUGCAAGGAGAUGCCUUCACCAGCCGCGUGCUGCAAGUACUUCUGAGGGACGUGAAGUUUGGAGAGACGGUCUCGUAUAAGCGCCUCGCCGAGAUGGCGGGAAACCCCAGAGCGGUGCGGGCGGUGGGAGGGGCCAUGAGGAGGAACCCGAUAACCAGUACGGAGGAAAGUCUUGAUAAGAGUGGCAACAUAUGGAUGCGGUAAGCUUCGCUUUCUUUUGAUUGUGUGACCCCGUGACCCGUGCCUCUGUUUGAGAGCAAGGCAGCCACAUGGUACGGUGGGGGUCUGUCCGGCUCUGGUUAUGGGGCAUUAUUGACCCAGGAUUUAUAAAUAUUUAAUGCACACAUUAAGAUCAUGGUGGAGGGUGGCCAUUAGAGUUCUCCAAUAAAAGAGGCUCUCACGAUGAUUGAAUGGUGUGGCAGAGCUAGUGGCUGUUUGUUGGGUACAAAGAAACCUGCUGAGACUAUAUAUACUGUACCUCCAGCCUGCCUGGCAGGCUUCAGAGCUGUUAAAGCACCCAGCAACUGAGCUAACUUGUCAUUUUAUAUGUAUACAUUAGGCUUUUUUACUCUCUGAUUUUAGUCUUUAAAAAGAGGUUUAGUUAAAUUGUUAUAAGGAAUUGAUAUGUAGCCUACAGUAGAUAAUUCUUAGCAUUUCUUUUUUUUUCUGGUGUAAAUCGAGAUUGGAUGAUCCCAGAGCUUAAGGAGGAGUAGAAGAGUGGCAAAACCCAAACUAGUGUCCGAUGUCAAAAACAUGUUAGUGGUUAAGGCAAAUCGCAUUUUAUCAUCACGUUUUAUUAGGUGGUUAGAAAGUGAUUAUUUAUAAAGGAAAUAAAGGUUGGAGGCGGUGAGCCACCAGUGACCUUCCUGAGUGAAACAUGGACUGGAGAACAUGUCGGGUUUUUCCAAACUCAGUAACGACCUCAAAGAACAGUAAGGCAGGGUAAGAAUAAAUAAAACAGGGUUCGUAUAAAUGGUGUAAUAUUUUUGCUUUUUAAACUAUUGUAUUUUGCAGAGUUGUUUAAACUGGACACUCCUUACCUCAUGAGAAAAUUCAUUUUUUAAAACAGACUCCUAAAAACCUGAUUGUUGCUGAAGCUAAAUUAUUCCAAAGAUAUUUUUUGUAAUAAAUCUAAAAUACAUUUAUUAACUGCCAGUAGCAACACUUACUGCAAAUAAAAUAUACAAUUUGUAAAAACGGUUAGAGUACGUUUGUUUUUGUAUCAGACAAAUAGCUCCAUUCCCCGUGUAACUAAUCACCAGCUUCACUUUAAACAACCCUCAAACGUAAUGCAGUAACAACUAAUCUGGUUUUACACAGAUAAAGAUGUUAAUGGAGUUAUUUACAACAGGUACGUAAUUAACUGCCUAUAAUAAUUUAACAGAGCUUCUCUUCAGCAAUCCCAAUUUUGUGCAUCUGCUUUUUUUGCUGCAUUGAUUAAUAUCGAGUUUGCUUGUUUAUUUUUUUUCACCCCCCCUCACUCCAAAAACAAACAAAAAAAAAAAGCACAGAGCAGAAUGCAACGUGACGGAUCGAAACCUGUGUAUCCGGCACAGAUAACGCAGGGAGACAGUUGUGUGCACGUUGUUAUCAGAUGCACCAGGUUAUCAGGGAAAUUAUUUGAAGCCCGCAGAAAAUGAAAUUGCUGCUUUCGGAGCGUCUGUCCUUUGCACUAUCAGCAGCUCCUGGUGGAUCUCCUGCGCCGCCGAGAUCCGCGCACGCCGGCUGGCAUAAUAAGCCGCUGAUAUGCUGAUUGCCACUCGGGUUGCUGUCAUUUAAUUGUGCAUUAAAGGCAGACGUGGCCUCGGACAAUGGCGCCUUGAUGAGAAAUUGACAUUUUGUGACCUGCGCUCCGUGAGCGCUCAGGAUGCCAGAUAAGAUGCUCAGUUGUUUUUAAGGAGAACCACUGUUCUUCCCUCAAACACUUCUAUCCUCCUGUUUGACCCACUUGAUGAGUAUAGAUUUCACAGCGCGCCCCCCACCCCUCUCGCCGUCCCCCCUUUCAGCACUCAAACUAUAAGAGGUUCAAAACGAUACCAGGCCUUAUAGACAAAGGAUAACCUUGCUCUUUCAAUGUAUCGAUUCUUUAUUAACUAGGUGGCUUAAUGCAAUGAAAUGAGGGAUUUGAAUGAGCCCCAUUUGGGGUGCUUUGAAUAAAAAAAGCUUGCACUAUUUAUGAAUGACUACAAUGAACCUUUGAAGCACCACAGAUGCAGGAUGUGCUCACACAGAGACCAGCAGAAACAAAUUCAGAAUGCUUCGCUGAAAGAAUAUGAGGAAAGAGCAGUUUUCAUCUUUUUUAUGGAUGUUACACUUUUUCCACAGGUUCAAACAGUUAUCUCCAUAGCAAUGUCUAAAUACUACAUCUUACAGAUGAAUCACAGGUUUUGUCCUCGGACGCGUCUACUGUCUUUUCUCUUGUCUUUUUUUUUUUUUUUGUAUUUGUUUAUUCGUUUCCUUGUUCCUGAUUGUCAGUUUAUCUGCCAUCCAAACUGGGCUUAAAACUGAAGAAGUCCACAGUUGAGGGGCUAUUGUGUUUUUUUUACUGAAAAUUUUAAUAAAACAUCACUUAGUCAUUUCUGUUUCCAUUCCAAAUGCUGACAUUUUUAAAUUUUCUUCCCUGUAAACACAUGUAAGCUAUGUGGCAGAGUCUUAAGUGGUGAGUAAAAAUGACUUCUAUACAUUCUACAAAACAGGAAAAAAAAUAAAAUAAAAAUACAACCACAAAUGGAGUGUUUUUUUUUAUCUCCAAGGUUGUCCCUCAUGCACAUUAGUCUCUAUUGGAUCUUAACAACUAUCAUAUGGGUCACAAACAAUUUAUUUGACAAUACAACCAACAAAGUUUUCUCCAAAAUGGUCUGUAUAGAUAAUUUAAAAUCAAUAUAAAAAUAAACAAUGAAGUUUGACUUCCCUUUUAAAAAAAAUGGACAGAGAGUCUCGACGGUGUAACACAAAAAAGUUUCGAGGAUACACAUGAAAUAUAUGCACAUUGCAUUUCAUCAAAUACAAAAAAGAAAAACAAAUGAAGGCAACAGUUCUUGGCUGAAUUAUCUGUGCUGCAUCACUAUAUUAAGGGCAUGACGAUUAAUACAUACAUAAUGAAAAGCAAUAUACAAAAUUUCAGAGAUAAAUACAUUAUUUAUAGUUGAUAUGUUACAAAAUUUCCUUCAGUGAGCGCAAGUGUGUAUUUGAACAGAAAAAUGACAAUGACUGACUAUAUUCCUACAUUCUCAAUGGGUUUUAAUUUUUUUGUUUUUAAACAUUUUUUUGUUGAUCUAAAAGAACAUGAAAAAGACAGAUGUAUAAAUAUUUAGCACAAGUUUGGCAAUAUCACAAUAGUCUACAAUUUUUUUUUAACCACAUAUAAAACACAUAAGGGAGUUGGAGCCAAAAGGAGACUGCUCCUCAUCAACAAGAAACAGACUUCACAGUAGCCUAGGAAUGCAUUAAUAUACAGUGCUAGCAAAAAAG
Molecule: messenger RNA, 3854 nt
Organism: Poecilia reticulata (guppy)
Lineage: Eukaryota; Metazoa; Chordata; Actinopteri; Cyprinodontiformes; Poeciliidae
Product: methylated-DNA--protein-cysteine methyltransferase
Biological process (GO): DNA repair
Cellular component (GO): nucleoplasm
Molecular function (GO): methylated-DNA-[protein]-cysteine S-methyltransferase activity
Source: RefSeq, a predicted model, not a curated record